Molecule: messenger RNA, 2529 nt
Organism: Ustilago hordei
Lineage: Eukaryota; Fungi; Basidiomycota; Ustilaginomycetes; Ustilaginales; Ustilaginaceae
Exons: 1
Coding region: 1-2529 (842 amino acids)
Molecular function (GO): 2-oxoglutarate-dependent dioxygenase activity
Source: RefSeq, a predicted model, not a curated record
AUGGCCAUGGUACCUCCAUUACCCUUCCACCUGGAUACCUAUCAGGGAUGGUGCCCUUCGGAGACCAAUCCCAAGAUCGCAAAGGUGCCCAAUGACAUUUCGGCCGCCGACAUGUGGACUCGCUUUGUCAGUAAGCGUCGUCCCGUCAUCAUCGACGGCUUGCUCAGGGACUCGGAUUGGAAGGCGAACAAGUGGACUGAUCUCGAGUAUCUCAGGUCCGCUGCCGGUCAGGUUCCGGUCAAGAUCGAGCCCCUUCAUCCGCACGCAGGUCAUUUCGGCACCUCAGUCAAACGCAUAAAGCUCACCUUCUCAGAGUUCCUCGACAUUCUCAAGGACCCUUCCAGUUCAGGCAAGUGCUACUUGACCACACAGUACCUCGAAGAAAGCGAGCAAGAGCAUGCUUCCCAAUCCUCUUCUCACAAAUCUUCCACAUCACAUACCGACUCCGACUCGGACGAUGAUAGUGACAGCGAGCCUGAGCUUGACAACGUCUUACCUGCACCAACAAACGCCCUAUCUAGCGACUUCCCUGCCAAACCAGAGCUCUUGGGCCAUCUCGUCCUCCAACAGUGCAACCUCUGGCUAGGCAACAGCAAAGAGGGCAAAAGCUCGGGCCUGCAUCACGACUUUCAUGACAAUUUGUACAUCCUCCUCUCCGGCUACAAACGUUUCCUCCUCUUUCCACCCUCGGCACAUCGCUACUUGCAUCCUCGUGGCUUCAUCGACAGAGUACACGCCAAUGGUCUCAUCGUCUACGCGCCGCCUGGCCAACUCCCCUGCUACAUGCCUGGUCGCAAGCAACAGCUCCCCAUCCGUCCAGAUGGUCUCGUCCCUUCAGAUGCUGCAAGAUGGCGUAGAAAGGCUCGUCUUCGCAUCAAACGCGAGAUCGACGAACGCGCUGCCGCAGAUGCUGGCGAAGGCUCGCGCGACAAGAGUCAGCGCAAGGGGAAAGCAAAACAAACAAGGGCACAAGAACUUGCUGAAGAGGCUCUUCUCCAAGCUGAAGCAGAGCUUCGAAUUUGUCGAAUGGACGAAAAAGGUAUCGAUCCCGAAGCCGACACAUCAGAUGAAGAAGACGACUACGAUCUCGAGACAAACGCCAGUCUCAACAAUCUUCUCAGUACGCUAGUCGCUUCCAAUGGUGCUCAAUUUGGCGACAUUUCAGACGAGCAAGUAGACGGUAGCAACGAAGGUGAAGACGAUCAAGAAGACCAUGACAAUGACAAUGACAAUGACAAUGCCGAUGACGAUGACGACGACAAUCAGGCGCGCUUGCUCUUGGCCUCUCUCCCAGCCACUAUGAGGCCGCUGGCACUAGCAGCCCUUGCCGGAGAUCCAGCUUCUACCGCCAAGCUCAAAGCAUACUUGGAGAGCAUCGCAACGUCGGAUCCUUUCGACGUGCAAGAAGAUUCCGAUCCAGAGCAAUAUUUACAUCACCAGCCUGACGCUCAGCCCCAAGUCGGGCCCAGUGAAUCUGAGACCGAGGACGAGGAUGAAGAAGCAUCUGAGGAUGAUGAUCAGAACACCGAAGAACUCAUGGCAACGAGGUUCGUACCUUCGAAUGGCGUCACACGCAAGCGCAAGGAGCUUUCCAAUUCGGAAGCCGAGACAGGCCUUUCAGAAGAGGAAACAGACGAGAGCGAGUCCGAGACUGCAAGAUCCGAUGCUUCCCGAGGGCCUGUCAAACGCGUCAAGAUUGCAUCAGGCGCCGAUAGCAUCGACUUGAACCAUUCCGAAGCAUCGCCAGAGCAAUCCGAGGAUGAUUGCCAGCUUUUCGACAGUCAGGCAGACGAGCAAGACUCGAGCGAAGAAGACGACCAGUCUGGACUCCCAGCCUUUGCAGGCGCUGACUCUGGCUCAGAAUUUGGAGACGUAGACGAAGGGGAAGCUGAGCUCCAACGCCUCAUGGUCAUCGCUCAGGGACAAGAUCCUGACGCCGAGUCUGAGUCGCCAGAUGACGAAAGGGAGCCUCCCAGCUUUUCACGCAUCCCACCUCAUGUGUUGCAUCGCUGCCUCAAUGUGCCUGAUGACCCCUCGCGACCUGUGCCGAAAGCCACAAACGGUUCCUCGGGCAAGCAAAAAGCCAACGGUCUUGCUUCCGAGCCAUACAAGCUCAUGCCCGGGUGCCCACCACCCAUCGAGGUGUUCUUGAAGCCAGGACAGAUGCUUUACCUCCCCGCAAGUUGGUAUCAUGAGGUCACCUCUUCGUCUUUGCCACCGCUUCAUGAUCAAGAGGAGUCUAGGGACAAAAACAACUCAUCCAGCGAGGUUCACAUGGCUCUCAACUACUGGUUUCAUCCUCCGGAUGCUCUCGAGUUCGAGCCUGUCGAGCCAAGGCAGGCUUCUCGCACAUCCAACGAGAUCACUGUGCCCGGCUUCGGCGUUGCUCUCGGCGACAGCGCCUUGGAGAACCGGGGCGACGGCACAGGAACUCACCAGCGGCCAUAUCGCGACGCCGAGGUGUGGGACGAGGUGGCUCGUGCCGUAGAGGAUCAGAUCAAGUUAGCCAAGCAGUCUGCCUGCAAGUGA